AUGAAAUUAGUGGUUCUUAUCGCCGUCAUCGUGGCCGCGGCCGCCCAGCAGUCGAGCCGCCCGCCCACGUCGCAACGUGAACAAUUCAGGGUUAUUUAUGAGUGGCGCACUAUCGACUUCGAGUGGGAAUCACCUACAGACCGAGAAAACUAUCUUAAUAACAGUCGAUACAUCCCUCAAAAUGUUCUAAUUUCUGGAAUCAACUACUACGAAGAUAAAAUUUUUUUAACUCUACCGCGAAUGCUGGACGGUGUUCCCGCCACCCUCGCCUACAUCCCAGCACAACAAAAUGAUACAACAGCGCCAAAGUUAAAACCAUUCCCCAGCUGGAACGAUAACACCAUCGGCAACUGCGAUGCUCUACAAUUUGUGCAAAACAUUGAAAUUGACCGCAAUGGUAUUAUGUGGAUUUUGGAUAACGGACGCGUCGGUACUCUAACUCAACAUCCAAGUAUUAAGUGUCCUCCUUCGAUCGUAAGAAUCGAUUUGAAAUCAGGUGAAAAUAAAAUAGAGCGUACACCAUUUCCGCCGGAAACAGUGAAUCCCACUACGUCAUAUUUAAAUGACCUCGUUAUUGACAACCGUGAUGGUGAUUACGCGUAUAUAACUGACAAUAGCGCUGUCGAUCCAGGUAUAAUCGUAUUCCGCCUUAGCGAUAAAAAAUCGUGGAAGUUGCGUGACACGAAGUCCAUGAUGGCUGCUCCGGAAGCGGCGUUAUUCCGCAUCAAUGGCACGACAGUGAAUCUCCCCGUAAAUAUAGACGGUAUAGCGCUAGGACCUCAAUUUUUCACUGAAGAUGGUGAAGUCGAUCGGACGGUUUACUACUGUCCGCUUUCUAGCUUCCACCUUUACGCAAUAAAUGCAUCAAUUUUAAGAAACGAAUCACUAGCGGCCCGAGGCGAACUCGCUGUCCGCGCGAACGUCGUCGAUCUCGGAACAAAGCCGUCACAGACGGAUGGAAUGAAGAUGGACUCAACAGGGAUGCUCUUCUUCGGUCUAAUUGGUAACUCGACCAUAGCGGAAUGGAAUUCAACAACUGAUUUUCGUGUCAAUCAACGAACUAUCGCUCGGGACAUGAACUAUAUUCAAUGGAUAGAUCGUUUUACAUUCGACGACCGUGGAAACAUCUACGUUGUUAUAAACAGAUUGUAUAAUUUUGUAAAAAAUCAAGUAUCUGUGGACGAAGUAAAUUAUAGAAUUCUCAGAUCCUACACAGGUUUGAAAAGUUACAUAUAUGCUGAAGAUCUGAAGCCGCCACAAUCAAACACACCGACGCAAAACGGGGCGGCAUCUAAAACGAUUACUGCUUCUCUGGUAGUACUCGCGCUAGCGCACAUGCUUGCU
Messenger RNA from Brenthis ino (lesser marbled fritillary), 1344 nucleotides. The record is from the annotation of a GenBank genome assembly. NCBI's taxonomy places the organism in Eukaryota, Metazoa, Arthropoda, Insecta, Lepidoptera, Nymphalidae.